Messenger RNA from Ostrea edulis (European flat oyster), 4745 nucleotides. Its product is annotated as acetoacetyl-CoA synthetase-like. Gene Ontology annotation, biological process: lipid metabolic process. The record is from RefSeq and is a predicted model, not a curated record. The coding region runs from base 170 to 2167 and encodes 665 amino acids. Gene Ontology annotation, cellular component: cytosol. The transcript has 19 exons. Gene Ontology annotation, molecular function: acetoacetate-CoA ligase activity. Lineage: Eukaryota; Metazoa; Mollusca; Bivalvia; Ostreida; Ostreidae.
ACCAGCUGAUUUUGCACGUGCUUGACUUCGAUGUAAACAAACUCUCACGCCUUGCUGGAUGGGUAUGCAUUUUUUGGUAUGAAAAUGCUGUGUACGUACUACAUGAUGUGAAAGUAAAACUUCUGAAAAGUUUACUUUAAGGAAGCAGGGUCAGGUCAAAGAGGAAAUCAUGGACGCCGCCGUAGAUGGAAUCCCUCCCGUUAUGUGGGAACCCGAUAGAACCAUGUCCACUAAAAUGGACGAGCUGAGGACGAGGAUCAAUGAGAAGUACAGCGUUAAUCUGCAGACCUAUAGAGAAUUUCAUAAAUGGUCUUGUGAGAACUAUAGUCAGUUCUGGGAAGAAGUUUGGCUGUUUACGGAUGUCAUUCACUCUCAGCCUUAUACAGAGGUGAUUGACAAGUCAAAAGGUAUUUCCGAGAUUCCAACCUGGUUCCGAGGAAGUCGUCUGAACUUUGCGGAGAACUUGCUGCGUUACAAUGAUGACAGGGUGGCAGUUUACGCCACAGGAGAGGGUCUAGGAAUGAAAGGUAUACAAAAGAAAACUUACAAGCAGCUCCGAUCAACAGUAGCAAGAUAUGCGGCAGCCAUGAGGAAAAUGGGGGUACAGGAAGGGGACCGAGUCGUAGGGUACAUUCCAAACUGUUGUGAGGCUCUGGAGGCCAUGUUAGCUGCUGCAUCCAUAGGAGCCAUUUGGAGUUCCACUUCCCCAGACUUCGGGGUGCAGGGUGUUCUAGACAGAUUUUCACAAAUAAAGCCCAAGUUGAUAUUCAGUAUUAAUGCUGUGUGGUACAAUGGUAAAAUUCACUCACACCUGGAGAAGCUGGAACAAGUGGUCAGAGGGCUACCUGACUUGGAAAAGGUUGUGGUUCUGAGGUUUGUUCCGGAUGCAUCCAGUGAUAUUUCUGCAAUAUCAAACAGUUGUCUCCUGGAAGACUUCCUGUCGCCCAUUGACUCUGAUGUGGAGCUGUACUUUGAGCAGGUGCCCUUCAACCAUCCUCUAUUUAUAAUGUACUCAUCUGGGACCACGGGAGCCCCUAAAUGUAUGGUCCAUUCAGUUGGGGGAACCUUGCUGAAGCAUUUAGAAGAACAUAUCAUCCAGAGCAACAUGGGAAGAGACGAUGUCUUCUUUUAUUACACCACAGUCGGGUGGAUGAUGUGGAAUUGGCUGGUCUCGGGUCUCGUUUCGGGAGCAGCCAUUGUUCUGUAUGAUGGAUCUCCUUUGGUUCCUCAUGCCAAUCAUCUCUGGGACCUUGUGGAUGAAUUGGGAAUCACAUUGUUUGGGACUAGUGCUAAAUGGCUUGCUGUUAUGGAAGACAGGGGACUGAGGCCAGGGGCGACCCACAAGCUGAAAACCCUGAAAAUGAUCAUGUCAACAGGGUCCCCCUUGAAGCCCCAGAGUUAUGACUAUGUAUACAGGGAGAUCAAAAAGGACCUGCUGCUGGCCUCUAUAUCAGGUGGUACGGACAUCAUCGCCUGUUUCAUGGGUCAGAACUGGACGAUCCCGGUGUACAGGGGGGAGGUCCAGAGCUUUACCCUGGGCUGUCACAUGGAGUGUUGGAAUGACGAGGGUAAGCCUGUAUAUGGGGAGCCCGGAGAACUGGUCUGUCUGAAGCCAUUCCCCUCCAUGCCUGUCUACUUCUGGAAUGACCCCCAGGGUGAAAAAUAUGCCGGUGCCUACUUCUCGAUGUACCCAGGUGUCUGGGCCCAUGGUGAUUAUUGUUGUAUCAAUCCCAAGACCGGUGGGACCGUGAUGCUAGGGAGGAGUGAUGGUGUGUUGAAUCCAAAUGGAGUCAGAUUUGGAAGUGCAGAAAUCUAUAAUGUUGUGGAAUCUUAUAAGGAGAUUCAGGACAGUGUGUGUGUUGCUCAGAGAAAGGCAGAUAACUCCGAGGAGAGAGUUGUCUUGUUCCUGAAAAUGGUGGCUGGAGCAGACUUCACUCAAGAGCUUGUCAAGAGCAUAAAAGUCAACAUCAGGAGCCUUCUGUCUGCCAGACACGUGCCAGAAGUCAUCCUCCCCACACAAGACAUUCCAUAUACAAUUAGUGGGAAGAAGGUUGAAGUAGCAGUCAGACGGGCCAUUCACGGACAGGAGGUGGUUCAGCGGGGGGCAUUGGCAAACCCUACAAGCAUUGAUCACUUUUACGAUAUUCCAGAAUUGAAACAGUAUUGAACUGGAUACCAAAAUUCAGUUGUUGAUCAAAUAAGGAAAAUAAUCUAUUGAAAAGUUUCCAAAAUGUUAUGUUAAAGUACAUGCAUUUACAUUGACUAAUAUUUUGUCAGUAAUGACCCUAUUCUGUUUCAAUGUACUAGACUAAGUAUUAUAUUGUUAUAUUAGUGCAUGUACUUACAUUGACUAAUAUUUUAUCAGUAAUAAUCUUAAUUUGUUUCAAUGUAUUAUAUUUCUUGAUAAAAGUAUUGACCUUUCAACUCAACAUAAAAAGUGUGUACAGACUAUGAAAGAUAUUGGGAAUGAAAUGUGUAGGGUGUUUGUGUUAUGUGGUGUAAACAAAAGAAGCAUGCUGGGUAAUUUCUGGUUUAUCAGACCUACUGUUGAUAUAACACCCCCCCCCUCCCAGGGUUCUAUUGUCUAUACACACUUAUAAUACACCCCCCCCCCCCCAGGGUUCUAUUGUCUAUACACACUUAUAAUACACCCCCCAGGGUUCUAUUGUCUAUACACACUUAUAAUACACCCCCCUGGGUUCUAUUGUCUAUACACACUUAUAAUACACCCCCCAGGAUUAUAUUGUCUAUACACACUUAUAAUACACCCCCCAGGGUUCUAUUGUCUAUACACACUUAUAAUACACAUAUCAACAGCCAGGACUUCUGUUCCUGAAAUAAAGCUAAAACACUGUCACUUUUUUUUCACUGUGAUGCAUUGUGACAUUCCAAAAAACUUACAUAAGCACAAAAUAUAUUGAUUGGAAUGUAAAGGUAUACUUUGGAUGUGAAUCAUUUAUUGUAAGUUAAUAUAAAGGUUAUGUAUUGACUUCGGUGAGCAAUGAUUAAAAAAGUGUAAAGUUUACAGUGAUCUGUCUCAAAAUGUGAAGAAGGUGAAAGUUUUAUUUUUACACGUAAAUGUAAAACUGCUGUGGUGAGGCAUUUAGAGCAUGCAUUGGUCCUUCAUAAAAGACAACACCGUACAUAUCAGUUUUUCUGUAUUUUUGUGUGUCAAAUUACCUGUUUAAGGAGAUACUCUACAUCAUCAUUAUUUUCCUUUUAAAACUUGGAUGAAAAUAUAAAUAGCAGCAAUAUUUGUUUAUUCAUUUAAAAUUGUAUUGCCUAGUUGAGUAGCUCAGUAGCUUAGCACGUUGACUCCUGAAAUGUAACUGCAGUUUUUGACUAAAUGAAGACAAUUUGGAAGUUUUCAAUUUGAAAAUAUUGUAGCACAUACAUAUAUUCUCCACUUUUCACCCAUAUCAUUUCACUAAUGUAGCAUUCAUCCUUAAGAAGGAGGUUCACAUAUGACAUAAUCUGGGCCUGUUGACGUACCAGAUUAAAAUGCAUCUGGACUUUGUAAACAUUUCAGUUUGUUUAAAACGUGCGUAUUUAUGGAUAUUGAACAGUCGACAUUUAUAGAUAUUGAACAAUCGACAUUUAUAGAUAUUGAACAAUCGACAUUUAUAGAUAUUGAACAAUCGACAUUUAUAGAUAUUGAACAGUCGACAUUUGACAUUUAUAGAUAUUGAAUAGUCGACAUUUAUAUCACUCAAGCUUACUAUUCAGGUUCUUUUUACUUACUAAUACAUGUAUAGGAAUCAUUUAUUAAUGAUCUUUUAAGCUGUUGUUAAAUAAUUCGAGAUCGUGUCAAAGGUUUGGCCACAUCAUGAAAAGUUUGUCAAAAGCUUAGAGAGUUGGCAUGAUUUGUCCAGUUUCAGAUAUUUUAAGAUAGAAAUUCAGAUUAUGUCUUUAUAACACAAACAUCUGUUGGAAUAUGAUGGCAUAAUAUUCUAAGAGACUGGCAUUGAAAUGUAUGUGAUGAUGUAUUUGAUAAUAUAUGGGGUCUUUAAUCAGCGAUUUUAAACAUUUAAGUUAUAUGUCAUUCAUUAUGUAAUAAUGUACUGUUUUUUUUCCUGCUUUUUCUUUGAUGUAGAAAUGGUGUGAUUUGGAAUUGUUAUAUUUUUAGAUAAGUAUACCAUAUUCAUCCUAUUGAUAACCCCUACCCCUAUAAACACCUCCGGAGACUUUUUUGAACUCUUAAAAAUUAAGUUACCCCCCCCUCCCUCCCCAUUUAAAUACAGUACGACUUGCCUUAUACCGGGAAUAGCUGCUCUGUCGUUGUGUAUUUACUAAGUUGUUUUGACGAUUUGAAAUAAUAAAUCAAUCAAUAAAAUCUUGAGUGGAUUACAUUAUUGUAAAGGAAAGUACAACAAUGACUCAUUUUGAAUUAUAUACAUGCAUGUAUUUCUAUAAAACAAAGUCAAAAUUUCACUGGAAAUAUUUCAAUAAUAGCUGCCCUUUUUCAAUAUUAUGUAAGCACCCGGGGCGCUCAAUUGGAUGAAUACGGUACAGGGAUAAACUGACAUGAGUUAAUGUUCACAUUGGGAAGUGCUUAUUAGAACAUUGUAUCUAGAUAUCUGAUUUAACAUGAACAUUUGUUCUAAAGGUCUAGUGCAGAGUAUGCAUUUAUAGAGGGUUUCUUGUUGUCUCUUUUAAUCAUUUAUUUAUUAUUCACAUGAUCUGAACGGUGUGUGAAGUAAAAAUAGGGUAAUGUUUCUGUCAAAUAAUGAAGGUGUGAUACAACU